This is a messenger RNA of Actinia tenebrosa (Australian red waratah sea anemone), 1154 nucleotides long. Its product is annotated as N-acetylglucosaminyl-phosphatidylinositol de-N-acetylase. Gene Ontology annotation, molecular function: N-acetylglucosaminylphosphatidylinositol deacetylase activity. The record is from RefSeq and is a predicted model, not a curated record. Lineage: Eukaryota; Metazoa; Cnidaria; Anthozoa; Actiniaria; Actiniidae. Gene Ontology annotation, cellular component: endoplasmic reticulum.
CCAGGCAAUUCGAAUUCAAAAUGGUGGACAAUUUAAUGUUUUGGUUUGUAAUUCUCUCAUUUACGGCUUCAUGCCCCUUUAUAAUUGCUUUAUUUUAUUACCAGUACUGGAGGAAUGAGGAUAAGAAGGAGUUCGAYGGAAAAAAUGUGCUAAUUUUGACUGCGCAUCCAGAUGACGAGUGCAUGUUYUUUGCCCCCAGUAUUUUGCAGCUUGCACGUUGUGCACAAGUUUAUUUGUUAUGCAUUUCUACAGGAAAUUAUUAUAAUCUUGGUGAAAUAAGGAAAAAAGAGCUUCUGGCCAGCUGUGCUAUUCUUGGAAUACCUAAAAGCAACAUAACAAUACUGGAUAAUAAAGAAUUACAAGAUGGAGGGUCAUGGGAUACUCACCUAGUCAGGAAAGAGAUAAAAUCUCACUGCAGAAAUCAUAAUAUUGACACAGUUAUAACCUUUGAUGAUUAUGGUGUAUCUGGUCAUCCAAACCACRUAGCACUUUAUAAUGCUGUUAAUAUAUCAGAGGACAAUACAGACGUGUACAGUGACUCCAAGACCAUCCCAGUCUUUGUGCUUGAAAGUGUUUUCAUAUUUAGGAAGUAUAUUUUAUUUUUUGACUUGGCAAAUAGCUUGUCUGCAAGGUAUGUCUUCUUAUCUUCAGUAAAAGAUUUCAAAUUAGCUCAGAGAGCCAUGGCUGCCCAUGAAAGUCAGUUUGUGUGGUUUCGUCAAAUUUACAUCAAAUUCUCUCGAUACAUGACUAUCAACACGUUAGAAAGACAUAGAAAUUUAACAUAUGACUUAAAGGAAUAAACUAUGUUGAAAGCUCAUUUACCAGCAAUAAAGAUUCCAUAGCAGCCAUGUUGUAAUGAAAAACAAAUGAGGUUUUAUUUUGAAAAAUCAAAUCUCUCUUUAUGUGAAAGCAUUUACAGUAGUUAUUGUUUCAGAGCUAUGACAUGGCUUCCUUAAGACUCCUCUAUACACGAAUGGAGGGUUGCUCUAGAAGCUGACCAAGCAAAGACCAAUAAAUCUUUCCCCAAAUUUGCUCCAGUGGAAAUAUAAGUAAUAAUUUCUCCAAGUCAAAGUUGGACGAAUACUCCAAAUUAUAUAACUAGUAAAUUGUAAGGAUACCAAACCAAGAGAAUAAAAAUAUUAACCAAUUUUAAA